CAAAGAGACCUCAAACCAUGACUGGCCGAAAGUAUCUCAAGGAUGCAAACUCCAAAUUCCGAAAGCCACUGGCAAAGCAGCGGAACCCUGGCAUUGCCAAGAAGGCGGAAAUGAUUCGACGUACGAAAAUCAAAAAAGAGUAUUACAAGCUAUUGAAAACGGAAGGACUGGGUCAAAAUGAAUCGCAAUUGGAGGAGAAGGCGGAUAUAUUUUCAAGUCAAACUGAAGAACGAACCCAUGAUGCACUGGAGGGAUAUUCGUCGGAUCAGAAAGAAAAACUCUACGAAUCCGCAAAUGACACAUCAGAAAGUGACUCUGAAAAAAUUGAUAAAGCAGACGUCCCCAAGUCAUUGGGAAAGACAAGGCAGAGUCAAAAGAGGGAAAAGAAGAGUAAACGACCUGCAAAGCCAAAUCCAUUUGGCAAGCUCAUUGUGGAAGCAGAGCGCAAAAAGGCGGAACGACAAGCAGCAAUAGAAGAAUCCAAGCGGCUGAAAGAAGAACAGAAUCAGAAACGGAAAGAGUAUUAUGCAAAGCGAAACGACGUCCGGGAUAAACUGCAACGAAAGACGAGGAAGGGACAGCCCGUCAUGGCAAAUCAGGUGUUGCACCUAUUGGAAAAGAUUCAGGGGAUGAAAUGAUGACCCGUACCUGCUUCUCUUAUCGCCAUGUACAUAGCAUGCUCAUCUGGACCCAUAUCACCUUGUAUAUAGUAUAGUAUCGUUAUUUGGCAUUAAUCUUAGGACACCUGUGGUCACCUUAUUGCUCUUUA
Spizellomyces punctatus DAOM BR117 is the source of this 769-nucleotide messenger RNA. RefSeq lists its product as uncharacterized. The transcript has 4 exons. The coding region runs from base 18 to 638 and encodes 206 amino acids. Gene Ontology annotation, cellular component: nucleus. Lineage: Eukaryota; Fungi; Chytridiomycota; Chytridiomycetes; Spizellomycetales; Spizellomycetaceae. The record is from RefSeq and is a predicted model, not a curated record.